CAUCUCUAAGCGGCGGACAGCUGGGACUGUCUCUGAUUGGAAAGCAUGUCUUCAACAUUAAUAAAAUGUUUAAAUUUGGCCAAAACUGUGGGCACAGUAACGUUUAAAAGUUUGUUAACUACACCACAGAAGCAAUUAACAGCAUGGAGCCCUGCAGCAAAUGGCGGUUUACUCAAAUGCGGAAUGCACACAACGAGCCCCGUGCGACAGGAACGCCUAUUAGAGUUUUUUGACGAUCCUAAGCAUUGGAGCGAGAACGAAGUGAAAGUGGGACGCGCCUGGAAAACAGACGAGCUGCGCAUCAAGUCCAAUAAGGAGCUGCAUCAGCUGUGGUACAUUUUACUCAAGGAGCGCAACAUGCUGCUUACUAUGGAGCACGAAUGCAAUGAUAAAAUGGAAAUCUUUCCCAAUCCUGAACGCAUUGAUAAGGUGAAAAUCUCUAUGGACAAUCUAGAGACAGUUGUACGCGAGCGCAACAAGGCGUAUCAUCUGCUGGAGACUGGCGAGACAGGUGAACGUCCACAAAGGGCGGUGCACAACGCCUUCGGUUUGCGCUGCACAUACAAAUCGUGCGAACAUGCGCUGCCGCCCUUCAUGAACACCAAAUGGAUUAAAUCGCGUCAUUUGGGCUACGGCGGACGCGCUGUUCACAAAUUCCUGCUGCAGUAUCGCGAGAAGCUUUAUAAUGCCAAACGCAAAGCCAAAAAUCGCUCACGCAAUGAGGUCAUGAUGAUACUAAGACGCAAUCCCAACUUUGACUUGGAGUUGUUAAAACGUAAAUACUCCGACGUGGACAUUGAGAAACUGCGCAGGAGCGAUAAGGCGCGUGGACAUUUUGUGCCCAAGGUGGAUGCUUAAGAAAUGUUUUGCAUAUAUUAAAAUAAACAUAACCCAAACGUGAUCAAUCAUCGAA
Molecule: messenger RNA, 913 nt
Organism: Drosophila virilis
Lineage: Eukaryota; Metazoa; Arthropoda; Insecta; Diptera; Drosophilidae
Gene: mRpL47
Product: mitochondrial ribosomal protein L47
Biological process (GO): mitochondrial translation
Cellular component (GO): mitochondrial ribosome; mitochondrial large ribosomal subunit
Molecular function (GO): structural constituent of ribosome
Source: RefSeq, a predicted model, not a curated record